AUGAGGUUGAGCUCGAGGCAGGUGUGAGUCCCUCUUCACGAUUCGUGCUGGCAUGCCCUGCGCUCUGUGCUCAAGUGAACAAGGCGUGCCUCCACGCAUAAAAGGAACAGCACGCCGUCGAUGGGUUUUACCACUCUACAGUCAGACAUUAUCAUCAUCAUCCAUCCAACUCAGUACUCAUCACCUCUGCCUGGAAUUCCAGCGAACACGUCAUGCCUCGCACGUCAAUCCUCAUAGCGGAGCAGUCGGGCACUGCUUAUGGUUCAAAGCGAGCUGCGCGAAGCUUGAUCCCAUUGCCAAGCUCAUUGUCUUCUCCAAAGACUGUGACGCAAAGCCCUCUGCUUUUGCUGUCAAUUGUCAUGAUCCUGUUCGCCCUGCUGCCCCUGUUGGAGCCUCUGGGCAUAGGCAGCAAUCCGAGGAUUGAAAUGGCCCGAUCGUUGAGGUCACAAGCAGAAGAGGCCUGGUUGAACCGCGGCAAUUCAACUUGGGACCCCUCAAAGUACUGGGACGUCGAGACGCCAGUUUUGAUAGGAACAAGGGAGCCAGUGAGUUCUGAUGGUACCCGAAAUACACGAUCACUUGUAGAUGUGUACCAAUCAAAGCUGACGAUGCUUGUGCGACGCAGUCGACCGGACUCGAAUUCAGCAUGGACAGGCUCGAAAAGGGAGCAUUACUCUACGGCUGGCUGCACAUUGCACCUGCUAUCGUCUGGAGCAUCGCAAUCCCUGCCCAGCACUCCAUCCGGCUGCGGUCAGCGUAUCCUGCCGUGCACAAAUGGCUUGGUAGAGCUACGCUCGUCUCUGCGUGCCUUUUGACCUACUCUGGCGUCUCCUUCCCUUUUCACGAUCUGAGCUACUCUGCCGACUUGCUGGUGAGUCGAGCGGAUCCAGAAGCCAAACCACACCAGAUGCUGACGCACGGUGGUCCCUUUCGCGACUUGGCGCGCUGCAGGCCACACACCGUUGGGGCUACCUCGUUUGGCCUUCCUUUAACCUCGUUGUCCUUCUCGCCGGUCUCGUUUGGUGAGCAAUGGACUGGCAGAUCCACUUGUUCCUGGCGCCGAAGCUGAUCGAGUAGGUACGAUGAACCUGUAGGCCGCCUACCGUGUUGAUGACUUACUUGACGGCGCGCAAGAAGGACUGGAAAGCUCAUAGAGCCUGGGCUACUCUGCACACAUUCAUAGGGAGCGUCAUUCCCAUGCAGGUGAGAUCUGAGCCGGUCCGCUUGAUCUGGGGCACCACCCAGAGCGCUCCAACGUGUGAGAAGCCAGCGCAGAUCCGACACUGAUGACUUUUGGUGCACAUUCCACCAGCGUGUCAUGAUGAUCGUUCUCUUCACGUUUGCAGGUAUCGCCGCCAACUUUCCGACUGUACACAAAGCCUUUGGACUGCCAGACGAGCUCAACAAGGAGGCUUUCGAAUUCGAAAGAGGCGUUUUCGCUCUCACCACAUGGGCCGCUCUGCCCGCUGUCGCAGCUUGGGCUUGGCAGGUGUACAAGAGGCAGGAAAAGACUCCGAUCGCGAAGUCGAAAAACUACUGA
Messenger RNA from Ceraceosorus bombacis, 1540 nucleotides. NCBI's taxonomy places the organism in Eukaryota, Fungi, Basidiomycota, Exobasidiomycetes, Ceraceosorales, Ceraceosoraceae. The record is from the annotation of a GenBank genome assembly.